UGUGCGCAGCAGACAGCGAUAUGGAGCGAAAGUAAACUCAUUCCUCGUUUCAGAUAUUAGUAUAUACAUUAAAAAAUACACAUAGAUUAUAUCAGCCCCUGCUCGGUGCGUUUGCACCGUCGGAACCUGCACUUUCACAACCUCUGGGGCCCGGCUUCGGAGCGGCUCGGAUCGGACGUGGAUCUUGCUGGAACGAGAAAACAGCAGCUCCGAAUUAAAUUCAGGGCGGCGGCGUGGCUGCGCAAAGACACUCCGGGGAAAUCUCAAUUUCUUCACCAAUCACCCCCGACAGAUAUAACUGGCCACUGUUUCUCCCCGUCCUCGAGAUCGCCCGGGAGCAAAGGAGACGGUGAGAGCUUCCGUAACUAAUAGGCCCGGAAGGUUGGAGCAGUGAAGCAGUGGAGCUACUGUAAUUGGUCUUCACCUGUCAUGCUUGCCACAGCCUCGCUGUACAACAGCAUUCACGAUUGGACACAAACUGACUGUAUACGGAUGUGUGGCAUUAAGGAAGAUAGGAGAUCUUCACUCACAGAUGCAGAAUCCAGGAAAAGUGCUCCACAGCUUGUAGGGACGGAAGAUACUUGUAUUAACAACCACACUGAAGUGGUGACUGAACGAAUGAGCAAUGGUGUCCAACAAGUCGAGGGGCAUGAAAGUAACUUGUUGCAGGAGGGACUUCAAAAUUGCAAGGAUAAUGACUCUGAAAGAUCUGUUCCAAAGGAAGAGGAGGUCGCCCUCAUGACCACUUCAGAUGCCCAAUUAAAGACUGACAGAAUUGCCAAUGCGGAAAAUAAAUUGGUACAUGGGGAAAUGCCAGAAAAUGGAGAUAACAAAAUGAAAAAUUUGGAGAUUGUGGGUAUGAAUCGGAAAGCACAACAACCUCAGUCAAAAACCACUUGCACUCAGGAUAAUGCUGGGGAACCAGGAAAGACUGUAAAAGAAAAAUUGACUCCCGGGAGUGAAGCUUCAUAUAAAGGGGUUCCCUGGAAUGAUCCACAAUUAGACAGUGCUACAUCAGGGAGUCACCACCCUUUUAAUGCACUGGGUUCAUUAAACUUAUACAAACCUUGCUUAUCAGCAUCUCAGAAUUUACAUAAAGUGGGUCAACCUUAUUUUUCACCAGUGUUUAAUCAGGGUCCACAUUUGAUGUACUUACCAGCAGCAAGCUUAAGCCAUCCUCAUGUUGCACUUUCCCUUUCAACAACUUUAGGUGUUACAGGGGUGCAGACUGUAGCAUCAUUUUCGCAAAGUAAAGCUGGUAGCCCGAAUCUAGCACCCAUUCGGCAUUCAUAUUCUCAUCCCUUGACUUUCAGCAGGCCCUUGACUUCAGAUCCUAAAGCCAAACAUCCUGCUGAUCGUUCUCAGCCCCUUCUUGUGAAAACAAAAGCCCAUUUGGAACCACCUCAGAAGCGACAGUUUUUAAUUUCUCCAUCUCACACAUCAUCACCAUCUUCCCACAUUUUUUUCAACCUGGGCAAUGAAUUGCCUUCAUCAAGGAAGAAUUCAAACAAUCAGUUACCCAAAAUUGCUGCCUGCAGCCCCACUCAUCAACCUUCACUUGAGCUCUCAGAAAGCUCACAACCUCCAUUCAUGGUAUUCAGAUCUCCACCUCAACUUGAGAAGCAGAUAUAUCCAGAGGGAUCCCAUGAUCUGCCUCUUGAUUUGUCAGCAAAAUCAAGCUGUUAUGGUAUAGGGGUUAAGCAGAAUUCAUUACCUGAGCUGAGGAAAACACCACCAAUGCCGGUGUUAACUCCUGUUAAAGGGGAUAGGUCAUUUUCUCUAUUGCACUCUAAAGGUGAUGGCAUUUCCCCACGAAUACCUCAAAGUGGCUACAAUACCAGCAGUAUUAAAGGAAGCACUGGACUGACACCCUCGCUUAUGGUUUUUCCUGAUUCUAUAAGAAAUGGGGCUACUCUGCAAAAGAAACCAGUUGCUCCUUUAACAUUUCAGCCAUCGAAUCCAACUGUGUCAUGGGUGAAAAGUUCCAGUAGUUCGGUGAACCGAAAUCCACGGACUUUUGUCGGCGUGGCUAAUGCUAUACCUGCAUCCAUGUUACAGAUUGUUAAUGGAGAUCCUAAAAGUGCUGCUAAGCAAGAACCAAUUUCUAUUGUUUACCAAGGAGACAGCCAGUUGGCACUUCCCAAUGGCAACAAAAAUGGGGAGCCCAAAAAUGAUGUGCAUGAAAAUCACGUUGUAAAGGAAAAUAAUAAUAAUUCACACAACUCUUUUGUAUCUUCCUCUAGUGAAAUAGCAUCAUUUCCUUCUCCAUUCCUCAUUGGAAGCAGCAUUCCCAUUAACCGCCUAUCAUUUGGUAGGGAUAAAACUUUGUUUCAUCAUUCACCAUUAUUAUCAAAUGGCAGCUGUUCUGCACCACAACUGUCACUAACUCAAGGAAUUCCUUAUGGUGUGUCAUCUUCCAGAGGAGAAUAUACUUUGUUUCAAAGCCCACAUCAUUUAGGGGCUGUGUGGACCCCUCCUAAAAUUCAUGCAGAGAAGAUGAAGGAAGACCAGCUACAGACAAUGGGGUCACCAUUGUCCAACUUGGAGUCAAUUGUUCAGAACACAGCUUUAGAGCUGUUUGCAGUUGAAAAUAAAAAGGAAUGCCCUAAAUCAUUCAGCCCAAAUGCAAUAAGUAAGGAAGGAAUUCCUUCCAAAGAUUUGAACCAGCCAGCCCCCAAUUGUGCAAAUAUAGUUGACUUAAGCCAUUUAUCUUUUGAAAACCAAAAUAAAAAUAGUCAGAAAGAUCAACAGAAUUCAGUUUCCACAGUCAAGAUGGACAAAAUGGGUAAAAUUAAUAAAGGAGUUGCCAAUGAAAGUUGUAAGACUUCAACAGGUCGUGUGGGUGAUGAUGAAAAAGUUCAUAAUAAAGAACUAGAAAUCCAAGGAUUAAUUACUUCUUUGCCAUUAAGCAAACAGCCUUUCGUUAAUCAGAGCCAUAAUCAUAAAGAUCUUCCUGUUGCAGAAUUGCAAAGUAACAGGAAUUUAGAGGUAGUGGCCAUACAGGAGUUAGCAAGUGGAAGUACAACAUCCUCCAUGUUACCUACAGAUACAGAUCUAUCAAUGACUAAAGGUAUGUGUAAUGAAAAAGAACUUUGUACUGCUGGACCAGUCAAACGUACUGUUACCAAAGAAAAGGAUGGUUCAGUGAUGAAUCCAGUUUCUAAAUGCAAAGGACCUAUUUCAGCUAGGUGCAAUGCAAACACAUCUAACUGUGUGGGAGAGAAGUUCAAAUGCACUAAGAAGGAAGAUAUUGUGAGUUCCAACAGGUUAAAUCGAGAAGAGCAGACCAUUCAGGGAAGCAAAAGACGGUCAAGCAGUCUCGAAGUGAGCCAGAGCGUAAACGACGAAGAUGGUUGUUUAUCAGAAGGACAUGAUGGGGAAAGAAGAAGCAGACGGCUGAAGACACCAAAGACUGAAUCCCCUUCCAGGACAGCAGUACAAGAUAAAGGUCGAACUGAUUUUACUCUGAAAAAAGGUAAAAAUAGUUUCAAGGACUUUAUUCCAGUGGUGUUGAAAACCAGGACCCGCAGUCAGUCAGAGAGUCAAUGCGGCAUACAAAUAUACUUAAGUUGUGAUCAGACAGACAGUUCAUUGGAAGAAAAUCAGCGUAUGCAAGAGGUAGUGGAAGAUGAUGUAAAGAAUUCAACGGGUCAAGAACUAUUUAAAACGGAGGGUAAAGAGACCAAAGAAGAAAGUGAGGCAGGAAGAAAUGUCAAUUUAUUUACUGAAGUGAGUGAAGAGGAUAGCUUGGAGCUACGUAACUUGAAUUGCCUCAUAAAGACUGAUGAGAAUUUAAAAACUAAUAAUGAACAAAGUCCCACCAUUAAGACACAAGUAAGAGGCAACAGAAAGAAGUUCCGGAAUGAGGUAGAUUCUGAAGUAUCUUUACAAGGAGGGGCGAAAAAUCAAGAUGGCAUCGGUUCGCAAACAAGAAAGACAGUUACUACAGUUUUCUUUUUAGGCAUAUGGACACCACCUGCUUCAUCACGAAAGAGGCUAGCUCCUUCAGCCACAUUGCCUAAUACUGACUGGAACCUGAGUGUCAGGCACAGCACUCCUGUGUCAGGAAGUAUACGUAAACUUAAAGAACCCUGCAGCCCAGGUGCUCUGAAUUUGUCCCACAUACAAGAAUCUCCAAGUGACUACCAGUCUGAAAAACCAUCAGGAAAACGUAAAUGUAAGACAAAGCAUAUAAGUGGGCCCUUGUCAUCAGAAGAUGGUGCAAACAAUCAAGGAAAGCACAAGGUUAAAGUAAGGCAAAAACGUUCCCUGAAGCGCUUAGCAUUAAUGCUGGAUUCUGAUUGGAGCCCAUCACCAAAGAAGAAACCUGAUUAUUCAGUCUGCUGGAAAAAGAGGACAUCCUCAGUUACUCCUGUUAAACAUGCAACAGGGUCACGGUCACCAUCUGCUCAAGCAGAGACAUCCACAGGACAGCAGUCUCAAUCUGAAACAAGAAAAUUAAUUGUAAAUAAGAAUGCUGGUGAAACCUUGCUGCAGAAGGCAGCACGAUUAGGCUAUGAGGAUGUGGUUAUCUACUGUUUGGAAAAUGAAGUGUGUGAUAUCAAUCACCGGGAUAAUGCAGGCUAUACAGCACUGCACGAAGCCUCCGCACGUGGCUGGCUUGACAUUGUCACACGGCUUCUGGAGCAUGGAGCAGAUGUAAACUGCAGUGCCCAGGAUGGUACCAGACCUAUUCAUGAUGCUGUUGUGAAUGACAACUUGGAUGUUGUCCAUGUUCUUCUGUCAUAUGGUGCAGAUCCUACCCUCGCUACCUAUUCCGGUCAGACAGUUCUGAAGAUGACUCAUAGUGAGCCCAUGGAACAUUUUCUUAUAGAGUAUUUUACUGACUUGAGGGGACGAAGUGAGGAUGAUCCAGCCCUUCAUUGGGAAUUUUAUGGCAGUUCUGCAUGUGAGCAGGAUAAGGAGAUCGUUUGUAACAUUUUGGCAAAUCCCCCUGGCUUUGACGAAGAGGAUGAUGAGGAUACCAAUUACUUUGUAUUUGAGUUUUCGGAAAAGCCUCUUCUUGCAUGUUACAAUAUACAAGCUUCCCUUUCUCAUGGACCUUGUAAUUGGUUGGUAUUAUCCGAAGUUCUUCGAAGACUGAAAAUGUCAGUAAGGAUUUUUCAGUCCCGCUAUCCUCAAUUUGAAAUUGUCACCAUUACUGAAGUAGAAUUUUACAAGCAGGUAUCCACAAGCCAGGUACAUUUUCAGCUCGGGAAUCUUCAGUACUACUCCAUGGAUGGCAGGACGUCUUUGGAAUUGGUACGAUGUGUACCAGAGCUGUUGGAUCUUAUUGGUUCUACAGUGGAAUUAUUAACUGAAGACUGUGAAAAAGUCAUUAAAUUCACAAGGUGAACCAAAAUCAUGACUGGUUGAUGAACUUUUCCCACCUCAGAUAAAUGGGAAGUGAAUUGAAUGGGUACUAACAGGUGUUUACAGUAUGCCAGCUGUUAUCUCAAAUCAGGCAUUGACUAGCCAUUCUGACAAGUAGUAGAAAUAACCGAUCAGUUCUGACCUUAAAGUGCAACAGUACAAGGUUUGCUGGGAUGUUUAAAGAAAGCAUUAGAAUAUUUUAACUAGGUUCGUUAAAAAUAUUUUCUAAUUAUGUUCAUGCACAUCUAAGUUUGUGAUCCAUUGACCAUGAAAAAUCAGUAAUGCCAGUGGUACAGUUGAUUCUUGUAAAAGAAACAUUACUUAUUCCUGUUGUUCUCACAAUUUCCUCCUUGAAAAGAUAACAAUUGCUGUAUUUAAUGCACAAUUUAACUACAGUUCUGUAUCACACAUCAGGUUCCCCCAAGAGGCCUAUUAGGUAGCCUGUUCAUACUUUCGGAACUAUUCUGUCAGUCAACUGCAAGGAGAUGGUGAAAAUGCCUGGCCACUUAGUGUACUUCUGAUUUCAUCUACUGCUCUACAUGCCUCUCAGGCAGAAGCUUUGACUCAAAAGCAAAACUGUACACAUCAGUGAAGCUGAAUUUAGGCAUUCAGCAGAGUCUAGCUUCAACCUGUCUCCAAUGCUUUACUGUGAUGCACCAUUCUUCAUUGAAGAAAUACAACUGGGUGUAUUUUUUUAAGUGUACUUGUAUCUAACUUGCACACAAGUCGAACAAACUGAUGUUUUAAACAUGAUGGGUGCUUUUUUUGAGAUGAAAAUAUCAAGAAUCCACUGUAUCAUAAUUAGAACCAAGUUACUAGUGCCUAAAAGGCACAUUUUCAACAUUCUGAAUUAAAAUUGUUCUGUUCUUAGCAACCGAGCACACAAUUUUGCUAAAUACAACAUUUAGUAAUGACCGUGUAUCUUAAUGGAAUCAAUAGUUUCUUUAAGUUAGGCUAUAUCUAGAAAUUGAAUGUUUGUACCCUGCAAGUAGGGAGUAUGACUUUUUUGCCACAGUAAUUUUUCUGGAUCUUUAUAUUACCUUGAGCAGGUUUUAUUUUCCAGCUUAAAGCAAUUUUAAAUCAAAGUUAAACUGAUCAAAAUUGAACUUGUAUGCUAGGAUACAUGCUGUUUAAUAAGAUAAAAUUGAAAAGCCCACUGGAAAUUUUUUUAGUUACUGAUAAUUACAGCCUAAAUUAUAAUCUCUACAACGCUGAGAUGAUGCACUUUAUGUUGACUGCUUGUUGAGUUGCACCAUUGGCUUUCUGUACUGCUGCCAUUAGACAAUUUAAAGUUAAAUAUUUAUUUAAAAGGAAGAAAGUUUUUUUUAAAAAAAAGACACAGAAGCUUGUCUCCUUGAAUGACAAAGCUGAUUCAAAACGUUUUCAGCUAUAUUUGUGAGAAAUCAACAUUCCAUUUUUGCCAGUUAAGUCAAAACAUGGAGCUAAAAUCUAAUAAAUUUUCAUUUUGGAAUAACAUCAACAAUAAAAUCACAUUUCAGUUGGAGUAGAUUUCAUUACAUAUCAGAAAGAAAUUAUCUAGGUUUAAAGAAGUCAUGUAUUUUCAUAUUAAUGUGACACACUUUGGAUGUGCAUUGUUGCAAAACUCAGGAAUUGGAUUGGUGAUCUAUUUAGUAGAUAUAACAAAUCCAGUAAGGUAGUCUGCUUGGAUUUCACUUUAGUUGCAGUGUAAUUAUAAUUCACAGUAAAACCAGAUUCCAUGCUAUUAAUAACCCAGAGAAUUCUCAGCAGUUGUUGAUACUUGGCAUACUGAUGUCAAGUGUGCAAUAUGAUGCUGCUGAUUUUACUGUUGGUAGCAGAUUUAAAAAGAUGGGGCCUUGCAUUGUUGGUAUUCAAAAUCCUGUGAACGCGGUGUAUUUUUUUUAAAGUUCUUAUGUGACUGUAGAUGCAUCAAGCUUCACAUUCCCCCAGUCAUUCAGUCAUUAACUGAAUGCCUGCUAAGGAUACUGUCUGAAAAACUGCAGUCUAGAUGAAGUAUACAUGGGUGGAACUGAUUUAUAUUUCUGUAUUCUGUCAAAUGUUAAAAUGUCAAGUACCUGCAACAUUGCAUUCAUUGUGCCUGCAGGUUAUAAUGUGAGAGUUUAUGUCUCAUUAUGUGUAGUGGCCCAUGACAAAUGCAGCGGAAUAGUCCGUCUGUAGUUGUAAUGAAAUUUCAUUGCUUAAAACUCAGCCUUAAAUGACAUGUGCAUAACCUUCCCACUCCGUCUCCUUCAUGAGUAAAGUAUCAGCAAUAUGCACACUUCUUCAAAGUGAUGAGUAUAGAGCAAUUCAACCCAAAGUUCCUCCCUCAUUUUCUCCAGUCACAUUGCAUUUCAGAAUAUACAUCCAGCUAAUCAGCAUGUCACAGGUAAUAAGAGCAUGAAACUAGUUCUUCUACCCUCACCCCUUCCCUUGUCUCCAUUCCCAAUGAACACCAGCAGGCCUGCAUUAUCCUUUGCAGAAGAGUGGGACUUCCCCAGAUCCAAUCUCUCAUUAUCUUCUUCUGACUGUAAGUAGAAAUACAAUCUUUUCAACAUAUUUAAUUUAACCACCUGCAAGUCUCCUUGCAAGGUUAAUUCUCUACGUAUUCCCAUGUUGCUACAAAGCACUGCAUUAUCAUACCCAAAUCAAAUUAUGGACCAUCCAGCCUUUCCAAGUGUUCAUACCCAUUCAGUACCAUCUUGACCAUCAACUUUCCACUUACUUCUCCCCAAAUGAGAAAAGGUAUUGAAUGUUGAACUUUUAACCCUAAUUCUAAGAAGCACAUGUGCCAUCAAGUCCCAAACCUAAAACAUAACCUUUUAAAUAUCCACUGAUACCGUAAAAAUAUUCCUAAUCUGCAAGAGAACACCUUCCUCAGUGAGGAGCAUUUAGGCCCCUUUCAUACCCCUAACUCAAUUUGACUUUGGUUCUCCACCUUCAGCUUUAUAUUUUCAUGCUGUCACCUCACCAUCUUUCACUUUGCCACCCCUCUCCCUUACCCCUUCUCACGUCCACAUUAAUUUCCCUUCCCUUCUUUUCACCUUCUCCGUUCUUGUUCAUCUGAUUAUCAUCCUACUUUCCAAAACUUUUGGAUGUUGGUCUUGAUGUCCCAAUGAGCUUUGCUGCUGGAUUAUAUGUAAAAAUUGUCUUGAAGCUUGUGACAAUGUGCCCAAGUGCUUGAAUGACUAUAACAUACCUUUGGUACCAUGCCUCUGUAUAGUGCUUUAAUGUUAAUAUGAUUUGUGUCCUCAAAUGAAGCUUUGUAAAAGCACAGCUCUGUUGUCAGUGACCUUUCCUUGCCUAAAACCUAUGUGGUCAUUGGACUUGAAUGGUUAAUUUUCCUUCUCCCUUGUUUCACCCAUAUGGCAUUAAAACUAGUCUCGAAUUAGAGUUAAAUCCAUUAUAUCUAUCUGGUUGCAAAGUAUACCUUUAUGGAGGUACCAAGACCAAUGGUUCUAUAAAAUAUUUAGCAAUAAGAAUAAGUUAAAAUUUCUUGCACAUUUAUUUUAAGUCUAGCUUUAGUUAAUUUGUGUCUUUCCAACUUCAUGUAAACCAUGCAAAACAAGUCGCCUUCCUUUUGGUAUUGACAAACGAAAUCUGUUAGAGAAGUAAACAAGACUUUAAAUUACAGUUUUCUUAUAAACCAGAUGACAAUAUGCCUAAAGAAUGGUAUUUUAAGCUUAUUUUAUUCUUACUAUUCUUGUUUAACCCUGAGGCGCAAUUUUUCUGAUUCCUAUUAUACAAUUGAAAACUCAAAGGAUAUAAAGUUGGUACAGAAACUUAAAAGCUAAUGAUAAUAAUCUCAAAACCUUGCAUUGUUUCUUGUACAACUGUAUAUAUAUACUCCAUUUAUAAAUAACUGCCCAUUUUAGCACCCAAUUUGUUACCUUGCUGCCAACAGUAAAAGCAAUAUAAAUAUUUGCCAUGACUAAUUAGGUACACUCACAAUUAUAUGCUCUGGAUUUAUUUCUACUGCAAGAUGUGGUUGCUGAAACAAAACUGUACUGUUACUGGCUUUGAACUGAGAGAUUAAGUUGAGGCUGCAACUAACAUUUGAGGUAAGGGUAUAAAAAAUUUAUGUCACAAUUGUAAGUUUUGCAAGUAACCCGCCUGAUACAUUCAACUCCCUCAAUCUACGUCACUAAAUUAGAUGAACAGAUUCUUUAUAUUACUUGCUGUUUUUGGCACUCUGUCUUUACAACAACAUACAAAUCUUUUGGGACAUUUGCAUAUUUAUACAAUUCCUUAAGUAUUCAGGUUCAUCAGCAGAGCGAAUAAUAGUUAAAAAAACAAGUGUUACCAGUUCCACUUCUAAUUGUUUAUAUCAGAAAGUGGGUUAUACAGCAAAUCAACUCUCAAGCAAUAUGCUCAUUGAGUAAUGAACACAGAUAUCUUUGCAAAGUUUUAUAUUGCAUUGCACCAUUUACAUUAUUUUCAGCAUCUAUUCUCCCAUCCCAAUUCUGCAUUCCAUAGGACUUUAUUCAGUUAACUGUAAAUGAUGCAAAAAACAAAAAUGCACUUUGUUUUAUUAUUUCAUCAAAUAAAAAAGUUAUUAGCUGGAAUUGAUUAUUUCUAGAAUAUUCUAGACCACCUAAAUUUUACAUUUGUAUAUAAAAAAAAGAUCAUUAUUGAUAGUUCAUAAGUCAAAAUUGGUUGGGUUAUUUAAAUGAAUACUAUUACAUAUGUCAACUCAAUACAGCAGCCAAGAUGGUGCCUUCUUCACAUAUUGUAAAUUGUUCCUAAACAUGAUUGUUGGCAAUUAGAAAGUGUUCAUAAGACUUACUUUGCUAAUCAGCAUUUCAAAGGAAAACACUAGCUUAUUGCUCAUAAAGGAAUACAUAUAAUCUUAGACUUUUAACAUAUUUUAUGUCUCUCUGUUUCUAAUUACAUUACUGUUCAAUUCUAGCAUUUUCCUUUUUCUUCAGCAUUAACAUUUUCUUGUAAAGGUGAUCAUUCUGAAUUAAGAUAAUUACCUCUCAUCACUACCGGUGAUAAAAAUAAUUCAAAAAUCAGUGUAGUAGCUCAGUCUUAUAGUAAUUUGACUAAGUGUUUGUUGCCAUCUGGGUGCUCAAGGUCUGCUGCAAUCUCAUUUUAUAUCCCAGCAUUCCUUAAUAAAAAUGGCACUUCUGUUCAGAAAAACAAAUAGCUCAACCGUGUUGAAAUCCAAUUCUGCUAAUUAACUGGGCAUAUUUUUUAUUGCAAAAUUUCCAGUGAGAUAGCUGAAUUUUGGUGCUGCAACAUUGCGAAGAAUCUGUUGUAGUGUAUAAAUAAAAGUAUUUAUCUGUUGAAAACUGCUGCAGUAACCUAAAGUAAACUUAUAACAAUAGAUAAAAACAGAAAAUGCCGCAAUACUCAGCAUGUCAUGCAGCAUAUGUGCAGAUAAAAACAGAGUUAAUGCUUCAGAUCAUUCAUCUUUCAUCAGAGCCAUAAAGAUUCAAAAACCAAACAUUUUAAAUUUCAAGGAAGGUUAUUUUCUUCAUUCUCUACAUCCAAUCCUCCCCUCCCCCACCCACUCUGCAAAAUGUGCUGAAUUUUUAGCUUUUCCCCAGUCUUGAAGGUCGUUGAAAAAUUAAUUCUGUUUUGCUUGCUACCAGUGCUAUCUGACUGUUGAGUAUUUCCAGUAUAUUUUGUUUAUAGUUUCAGAUUUUCAGCAUCAGAAGUUUUUUGCUUUUAAUAAACUUCUAAAACGAGAUGAGGCUACACCUUCAUGUACAAAUCCUUAGAAGUUUAUAAGACUGCUCUGUAUAUAUUUUGUACAGUGUUUGAUAUUGCUAAAAGGAGUUGGAACCCUGUUGGUUAACUCUUAGUUUAUAUAAAGAAGUCUGCAUUGUCUUGCUGGAAAAUUAAAGCAGUUAUUAUUGGAUAUUUUGAAUUCUUCAUGUUUAUACGUUUGUUGUUUAUAUACACCAGAGUUUUUUGUUAAAAAAGUAAAUUAUUUAGUUGACAGCAUAUUUCAUUUUAAAAAUUUAACAAAUGUAUUGUGUUGAUAAUAUAAGCAAUGAGGAACUUAGAUGAAAGUCUGUAGACUGGACUUUUUCAGAUUUAUUUCUAAGAAGCACAUAGAGAAUAGACCUGGCUGUUUUGUUUACAAAAACAAAGUUGGAUUCUGGAAUGAAUCACACAUCACAUUUAUACAGUUAUCUGAAAUCAGCUAUUAAACUUAUUUGGAUUAUACCUUUUGAUUCAGAAUUGGAUUUACUGCAAGUAUAAUAACUUCUUCAUUCUUCUGUUUAAUGAUAGAUUUGUUUAUGAUUGCAUGUUCUCUCUGUUCCUCAUUAUCAAUAAGGGUUUUGAAAAGUUAAAAGUUGAACCUUCAUGAAUUAUAGAUAAUUAAGUAUAUAGUACAUGCAAUAGUGCUUAAGCAGACAUAACUAUAAAGGUGCUGAUGAUUGAGGAUGCUCAGUGUGUUACAGUUUGCAGUUCAGUAUUCAGGUUGAUCAAAUUGUUGAAUCCAAAUUCUAAUUGCAGUGAUCUGCUUUUUAUAUAUUUCUCAUUUCCCUGCUAUGUAACUGUAAGCAUGUCUAUUCAUCACUUAGUUAUCUUAAAAAAAACUCCCAAUAAGAAGAAAUUAGUAAGAAAUCCAGACCUUAGUGAUAAUUCAGUUAACAGGUUCAAGCUAAUUUCAACCAAAAUUGCUUGAUUUAUUUCAAUAGAGCAUAAUAACAGGAGGACCACAAAAUGGGCAUCCAACCAAAUGCCCUUCCUGUUGGGUAGCUGAGAUUAAAAUUAUUUGUGCAGAAUCUCCCCACUAACAGCUUUCUUUACAUUUUGAGCAAAUGGGAUACAAAAGUCUCUUUAUUGUUGUUAUCACAUUUAUUUUCCUGUUACUUUUAAUUGUUGUUUAACUAUGUAAAUCUGUUUUUUGCCUUUGAUUCUGUAUCUCCUUAGCACCAGCCUGGUCCUCCCAUCCUACAUAAAUUUUAAUUAAAACAAAAGUGAUGCUUUA
Hypanus sabinus (Atlantic stingray) is the source of this 12298-nucleotide messenger RNA. It is a transcript of the gene bcorl1, whose product is annotated as BCL6 corepressor-like 1. The record is from RefSeq and is a predicted model, not a curated record. Gene Ontology annotation, molecular function: transcription corepressor activity; protein binding. The transcript has 15 exons. Gene Ontology annotation, biological process: negative regulation of transcription by RNA polymerase II. Gene Ontology annotation, cellular component: nucleus. NCBI's taxonomy places the organism in Eukaryota, Metazoa, Chordata, Chondrichthyes, Myliobatiformes, Dasyatidae. The coding region runs from base 430 to 5355 and encodes 1641 amino acids.